Messenger RNA from Mangifera indica (mango), 1725 nucleotides. RefSeq names its product hydroquinone glucosyltransferase-like. The transcript has a single exon. The record is from RefSeq and is a predicted model, not a curated record. Lineage: Eukaryota; Viridiplantae; Streptophyta; Magnoliopsida; Sapindales; Anacardiaceae. Gene Ontology annotation, molecular function: UDP-glycosyltransferase activity. Bases 186 to 1613 code for a protein of 475 amino acids.
UCCAACUUUUGCUUAUGGCAGCCUUCGGUAAUGCUCGUGAAUCACAAAUGAGCUUGCUUUUUCUUUCUCGGUCUUAAGUAAGUCUUCCUCUUCGGCCAUUUCUUUCUUUUCUCAAUCUAUAAAUUUUCCCAAAUUGUAACCCAUUUUCUUCACCUUUCAACCUCGUGAACUUAACAAAAUCUGCCAUGGAGAUGCAGCAACAAGCACAUCCCCACGUAGCCAUAGUGCCAACUCCAGGGAUGGGUCACUUAAUCCCUCUUGUCGAAUUAGCUAAGCGACUUGUUCUUAGCCACGACUUCUUUGUCACCUUCAUUAUUCCCACUGAUGGCUCACCCAUUAAGCCCCAAAGACAACUUCUUGAAGCUCUACCCAGCUCUAUUUCCUCAAUCUUUCUUCCUCCUGCGAGCUUUGAGGACCUUCCUGAGGACAUUAAAAUCGAAACUCGGAUCACUCUCAGUCUAGUUCGCUCUCUCUCGGCCUUACGAGAGACACUCAAGGUCUUAACUGAGUCAACCAAAUUGGUCGCACUAGUUGCCGAUCUCUUUGGCACGGAUGCGCUGGAAGUGGCUAAAGAAUUCGGUAUUUUGCCCUUCAUUUUCUUCCCCUCAACGGCCAUGGUACUGUCUAUGGUCUUUCACCUCCCUGAGCUUGAUAAGAAGUUCACUUGCGAGUUUAGGGACUUGCCUGAACCUGUCCAAUUUCCUGGUUGCGUCCCAAUACACGGGCGUGAUCUGGUGGACCCAGUUCAAGAUAAGAAAAAUGAAGCAUACAAGUGGAUAACUGGCAUAGCUAAUAAGUACCAUUUGGCCGCUGGGAUUAUGGUCAAUAGCUUUAUGGAUUUGGAACCAGGGGCUUUUAAGGCCUUGAUGGAGAGUGAUUCAUCAGGUGUUAGUCCUCCGGUUUAUCCCGUUGGACCCUUGAUACAGAAUGGAUUAAUCAGUGAGGCCGAACAUGAAAAUUCUGGUUGUUUGAAGUGGUUAGCCAAACAGCCAACUGGGUCAGUAUUGUUUGUUUCUUUUGGGAGUGGUGGGACUUUAACAAAGGACCAGUUGAAUGAAUUGGCUCUAGGACUUGAAAUGAGUGGACAAAGAUUUCUCUGGGUGGUAAGGAGCCCACAUGAGAAAGCUGCAAAUGCCAGCUAUUUUAGUCUCCAAAGCAUCGAUGACCCUUCUGAUUUUUUACCGGAAGGAUUCUUGGGUAGGACCAAAGAGGUAGGUCUAGUGGUUACAUCUUGGGCUCCCCAGGUUCAAGUCCUGAGCCAUGAAUCAACAGGAGGAUUCUUGAGUCAUUGUGGGUGGAACUCAUCCCUAGAGAGCAUUGUACAUGGCGUCCCCUUAAUUGCAUGGCCACUUUAUGCAGAACAAAAGAUGAAUGCCGUCCUCCUCUCAGAUGAUUUGAAGGUGGCAAUGAGGGUCAAAAUGAAUGAAAAAGGAUUAGUUGGGAAAGAAGAUAUAGCCAAGUAUGUGAGGGGGCUAAUUAAUGGAGAAGAAGGCAAAUCCUUAAGAAAUAAGAUGAGAGAAAUCAAGGAUGCUGCAGCAGAAGUUCUGAGGCAAGAAGGGUCGUCUGCUAAAUCACUUGCCAAAGUGGCGCAGAUAUGGAAGAACCAGAUGUAAAUGGCUUCAUGCACUGUGUAAUUUUCUGCCAAUAAAUGCUUUGCUUUGGAUACGUAACAGUACGAAUGUACGGUCCAAAUUCCACAUUAUUAUAAAAUUAAGUUUACUCGUA